Haemonchus placei is the source of this 1065-nucleotide messenger RNA. The record is from the annotation of a GenBank genome assembly. NCBI's taxonomy places the organism in Eukaryota, Metazoa, Nematoda, Chromadorea, Rhabditida, Trichostrongylidae.
AUGAGUGUCGGAUCAGCUGGAAUCCUUCUUGCCAUCUCGUUGAUCACCAUCUUCCUCACUGCAAGAGAGAUUAACGACGUCUACAGAGAAGCGAUGGAGGACCUCGACGAAUGGAAGCGCUACUCGGACGAAGCUUGGGACGAUAUGAAAUCACUGCAGCAACGAGCACCAAGGCAGGUGCCGGAUCGUGCACGAACGAUUACAAGACGAAAUCCCUACUACAUUUCACCUCCUGCAAGUCCCUAUUCUGCUCCACAGGCAGCUUAUGUCCAGCCGGAUAUAUGCAGUUGCGCCCAGCAGCCAAACAACUGCCCUAGCGGGCCUGUUGGGCCACCAGGUCAGCCAGGUUCUGAUGGAGAGCCUGGUUAUCCUGGAGAACCAGGACAUCCUGGUGCAGACGGUAUCACUGUUGGAACGUAUCAGGAAGAAACACAGGGUUGUAUUCGAUGCCCUAUCGGCCCUCCAGGACCACCCGGAGUAAUGGGAUAUCCAGGUGAACAGGGUCCACCUGGACCUAUUGGUCUACCUGGAGCAGUUGGAUAUCCAGGGCAGCCAGGUGUGUGCGGACCUCCUGGAGAUCCUGGACCCAAUGGACCACCCGGACUUCCUGGUCCACCAGGAGAGAAUGGUUUCGAUGUCGUUGUUCAGAUAGGCACACCUGGACCGAAAGGCUUGCCAGGAAGACCUGGCCCUCCUGGAAGGCCAGGACCUCAGGGCUAUUGUCCACCGCCUGGUCAACCUGGCAUCGUUGGACCGCCUGGGCUUCCAGGACAACCGGGCAAUCAGGGUUUACCGGGUCAACCAGGAUAUCCAGGAGUUCCUGGUAUACCCGGACAAGACGGGGAAUACUGCCCGUGUCCGCCAAAAUCUUCAUCUUCCAACUCUUACCAACAGAACUCGUAUCAACAGAGUAGAGAAGAGUACGCCACUCAAUAUGAUGGUUACGGUAAUAAUGUAGAUCUCGGCUAUGACAAUCCCCAGGAGUCUAGAGCGGAGUAUCGAAGGAGAGUAAUCGCUCGUAUGCUCAGAAGGCGGAGGUUACUCACUCAGAAGAAGCAGGCCUGA